Messenger RNA from Salvia splendens (bonfire salvia), 598 nucleotides. Its product is annotated as 60S ribosomal protein L27-3. The coding region runs from base 55 to 462 and encodes 135 amino acids. Gene Ontology annotation, molecular function: structural constituent of ribosome. NCBI's taxonomy places the organism in Eukaryota, Viridiplantae, Streptophyta, Magnoliopsida, Lamiales, Lamiaceae. The transcript has a single exon. Gene Ontology annotation, biological process: translation. Gene Ontology annotation, cellular component: ribosome. The record is from RefSeq and is a predicted model, not a curated record.
UCUAACAAAUCCCUAAUUCCCGAUCGGCACACAGAAGCAGCUCCAAAUUCAACAAUGGUGAAGUUCCUCAAGCCAAGCAAGGCGGUGGUCCUCCUCCAGGGUCGCUACGCCGGCCAGAAGGCGACGAUCGUGAAGAAUUUCGACGACGGCACUCGCGACCGCCCCUACGGCCACUGCCUCGUCGCCGGCAUCGCCAAGUAUCCGAGCAAGGUCAUCCGCAAGGACUCGGCCAAGAAGCAGGCGAAGAAGUCGCGCGUGAAGGCGUUCGUGAAGCUGGUGAACUACAACCACAUCAUGCCCACGCGUUACACGCUCGACGUGGAUCUCAAGGACGUUGUCUCCGUCGACGCGCUCGUCUCGCGUGACAAGAAGGUCUCCGCCUGCAAGGAGGUGAAGAGCAGGUUCGAGGAGAGGUUCAAGACCGGGAAGAACCGUUGGUUUUUCUCUAAGCUCAGGUUCUGAAGCGAUCAUACAGCGUUUGGUUCCAUUUUUUUGCUGUUUUAUGUAGUUUGAUUCAUGAAGUUUUUUGUUAAUGAGACUGAAUUUAUCAUAAGACUAUGAUUUGAGUUUUAUAUGGAAUCACAAUUUUACACAUGCC